Molecule: messenger RNA, 3195 nt
Organism: Lemur catta (Ring-tailed lemur)
Lineage: Eukaryota; Metazoa; Chordata; Mammalia; Primates; Lemuridae
Gene: CLDN1
Product: claudin 1
Exons: 4
Coding region: 274-909 (211 amino acids)
Biological process (GO): cell adhesion; bicellular tight junction assembly
Cellular component (GO): plasma membrane; bicellular tight junction
Molecular function (GO): structural molecule activity
Source: RefSeq, a predicted model, not a curated record
CUUUAAAACGCGGCGCCCAGAGGUUUGGCGGCUCAGUUCCUGAGCCGGGGAGCAACGGCAGCUUCUAGCAUCCCGACUCCAGCGCCAACCGGACCCAGACCCAGACCUCGACCCGGAUCCAGAGCCUCUUCAGCGGCGGCGCUGCGAGCAGGGCUUCCCGCCGUAACUUCCGCGGUGAGGCCCCGCCACCCGUGGGAGCCCCAGGCGCGCACCUGCCAACUCUCCGCUCUCUGCACCUGCCCGCCCUGAGCCAGCGCGGACGCCGAGCGAGCCAUGGCCAACGCAGGACUGCAGUUGUUGGGCUUCAUUCUGGCCUUCCUGGGCUGGAUCGGCACCAUCGUCAGCACUGCCCUGCCCCAGUGGAAGAUUUACUCCUACGCUGGCGACAACAUCGUGACCGCCCAGGCGAUCUAUGAGGGGCUGUGGAUGUCAUGCGUGUCUCAGAGCACCGGGCAGAUCCAGUGCAAAGUCUUCGACUCCUUGCUCAAUCUGAACAGUACUUUGCAAGCAACCCGUGCCUUGAUGGUUAUUGGAAUCCUGCUGGGACUGAUAGCGAUUUUUGUGGCCACUGUUGGCAUGAAGUGUAUGAAGUGCAUGGAAGAUGAUGAGGUACAGAAGAUGCGGAUGGCUGUCAUCGGGGGUGUGAUAUUUCUUAUUUCAGGUCUGGCUGUUCUAGUUGCCACAGCAUGGUAUGGCAAUAGAAUUGUUCAAGAAUUCUAUGACCCCAUGACCCCAGUCAAUGCCAGGUAUGAAUUUGGUCAGGCUCUCUUCACAGGCUGGGCUGCUGCUUCUCUCUGCCUUCUGGGAGGUGCCCUACUUUGCUGCUCCUGUCCUCGAAAAACAACCUCUUACCCAACACCACGGCCCUAUCCAAAACCUACGCCUUCCAGUGGGAAAGACUACGUGUGACACAAAGGCAAAAGGAGACAUGCGUGUUGAAACAAACAGAAAUGGACACUAAAAUACUAUCAUUGACAUUAGGAUCUUAGAGUUUUGACUAUUGUAAUCUCAACUGUGGUAUUACAAAAAAAAGACCUAUUGCUAGAAAUGACCUAGUCUUAUUUUAUCUUCUUUUCUCAAUACAAGAGGAAAGCCUUGUCCAAUUGUAUUACUGCUUCCCCCAUUCUCAAAUGGGGGGAGAGUUUGCUCUUUAAAUAUAUAUAGAAAUGUAUAUAUAUAUAUAUAUAUAUACACACACACACACACACACACACACACACACAUGUUUUUCUAUUAAAAAAAUUAGUAAAGAACUCUUCUCAUUAUGUUGAUACCAGCAUACUUAAAAUCUGUCUAAAAUACAAAAAAUAUUUAAUUCUAUAUUGAUUAAAUAAGUUUAUUGGUAUAUUUUCUUCUUUCUCUAUAUAUACAUAUGUAAUAAGUCAAAUAUCAUUUCCUGUCCGUCAUCAGCUUUUAGUGUCUUUGCCAUAAGACCAAACCUACUUUGCGAAGUGUGAAUUCUUUCAGUUCUUCAUGUGUGCCCUUUACAUGUACUUAUUUUAUUUUUUACCAUAAUCUCAUAGCACUUGCUUCUUCAUUAAGCCCAUAUUUGUUUUUUAUUUGGUUGGUUUCUAACUCCUGAAUCUAACACAUUUCAUAGCUAAUAUUUUAAUUUCUAAAGCCAACAAGAAUCUCUUACAAAUCAGAGUUUUGAAGACAAAUCUUCCUUCAUGACUGAAAUGAUAUAUUCCUGUUGACCUUCCCACACAAUUCCUGUACUCUGACCUAUAGCACUCUUCUUUGCUUUCAAAAUAUUUGUCUAAUUGAGUAGUUCUGUGCUGCUUACCCACAUGUUGUGACACAAUUUUAUUGAUUGAAUUUUUAAGCUACUUAUUUAUAGUUGUAUAUCCCCCAAACUACCUUUUCAUUCUUCCCUCUUCAACUAUAUUGUUUUCCCAUAUGUAAUUAUCAUGUAGUUUACUUCUUCCUGAAGAGGUGUGGUCUGUUUGUCUGAACAAAGCGCCAGACUUUCUGGAGUGAUAAUGUGGUGACAAAUAUUCUCUUUGCAGCUGUAAGCGAGUCAUUUAAUCUUUCUACCUAUUUUCCCAUCUGUCAAAUUGAGAUAAUGAUACUUAACCAGUUGGUAGAGUAGUGUGAGUAUUAAUUAGUUGAUAUCACUCUCAUUCUUUGAACAUGAAAUGUGUCUAAGUAGUGUUUUUAUUUGCUUGAUUGGCUGUUUAGAAGUCACUGAACAAAACCUACACAAGUACGUUAGUAUGGUUCAGUACCUUCCUUUCUCCACUGGUGUAUAUCCUUUCAUUAAGCUGUGCCUAGCAUGUUGUUGGUGCUUGUUCCAUUUUAACAACGGCUCUUACUUUUCCAGUCCGUACAAAAUACUGCUUCACUUGUACAAGAUGAUGUAAUGGAAAGGGUGUUGGCAUUGGUGUCUGAAGACCUGGAUUUGAAUCUUGGUGCUAUCAAUUACUGUCUGAGUUUGGGCAAGGCAUUUGGCUGCCCUAGAUUUAUUGCUUCAUCUGUAAGGGGUGGAUUAUAAUUCCUGAUCUGCCUACUUCACAAGAUGCUGUGGGAAUUCAGUGAGAAAGGAUACAUGUGAAUGUGGUUUUGUAAGGGUAAAAGUGCUGUACAAGAAAAAAAUUAAGAAAUUUAAGUGCAUAGCUUUGGAAGUUACUUUUCAAAUCUCUGAAAAGAGAGAAUAUUAAGAAAUGGGUUUCUUGCCUUAACCAGUUUCACAAGUGAUGAGAGUGAAGCAAAAUUCAACUCACUAAAUGAAAAGGGUUCUAAGGAAGUUUAAGAUUCUUCAGUGAGUAUGGCCUGAUGCUUUUGUGGCAGAUAUAAUGAGGAAAAAUAAAAGCUUAAAUAUUGGUAAAGCCAGCAGUUUUGGAGAUUUUUUGGAUUAUAAUAACGUGUAAGUGUCUAUAAGGUGCUAUCUUUUAAGUGAUGCCUUCAGAGCUCUUGCUAUUAGCUGGCAGCUGAUACUGCUAGGGUAGUUAGCUUGGGAAUGGUACUCCCUAGAGAACCACAUGGGGAAAGCUAGCCAGGGGACUGUGUCUUAUGAGGAUUUGGAUUUAGAAAAAUUUUAUUUUGUCUUCCAAACAUGAGAGUCUAUGCUUCUAAAAGUUAUAAUUUAAGGAACCUUUGCCACAUACGUAGAUCCUAAUGCUGUGUGAAUGUAAAUGCCUGUUGAUACCAGUUGCUGAACUCUACAAAAAAAAAAAAAAAAAAAAAAGCCUAUGG